Molecule: messenger RNA, 1199 nt
Organism: Chrysoperla carnea
Lineage: Eukaryota; Metazoa; Arthropoda; Insecta; Neuroptera; Chrysopidae
Exons: 1
Coding region: 537-1109 (190 amino acids)
Source: RefSeq, a predicted model, not a curated record
UUGUUUCACUACAAGUUUAUAUAUUCUUACCGCGCAUAUAAUCUAAAAUUUGUUUACAAUAAUGUAGCUAGACAACAGCCUUAAAAUAAUUGUUGGAAUUAAAAUUAAUUUGUGUAAAGCACAUAGACAUAGAGCGCAUUUGAUUUUUUUUUAUGACUAUGCUUCAGACUUACAUGACUUUUUUCUCCACUAUUUUAAAAUGAUAUGCCAUUUACUUAACAAUAAUGUGUUUAUAAGCAUCUCAAAAUAAUGCAUUAAAAAGAAAUCUUAUACAUAUAGGUUCUAGAUUUUCUUAUUAGGGUCUGUAAUGUAAUAAAUCUUGAUUUAUUAAAAAAAAAAUUUUGUUUAUUUUUGUAUAUGAUGGUCUUGUGAAGAUAUGGUAACACUACAAAUAUUUUUAAAUCAUUACCAAAAUGUUUUAUUUACUUUUAAAAUUAACAUAUUGAGCCUAAUAACAUAACAGUUUGAACUUAUUUAAGAAAAGUAAUUAAUUUUUUUAAAAUUAUCGUGUUAGCGUUUUUAGUACAGUUCACAAAAUGAAAAAUUCAAACUUUAUAAUUUUAUUGCUAAUAACUUUUUCCACAAGUAAAAUUGAAAGUUUCGUAAGAGAAAAACGUUAUGUAGAAUUUCCAAAAGGUGGUGCAAUGGGGUUAUUUCUUGCUGUGUCCGUGCCUGUUGGAUCGGCAAGAAAUAAUGUAUUUAUGGCAUAUAACUUUGAAGCUAGCUAUAAUUUACCAUAUAAUGAAACUAUUGAAGGAGACGGCCUAAAUUGGCAAACUGUUGAUGCAACCGAAGCACGAUCAAAAAUUGGUUUUAAUCGUACAAUAGCAUACAAGUUAUUGGAAUCUAAAAUGGAAAAUCAUGGUUAUCCUGGGCAAGCUUGUUUGUUACGUACAAUUUGUGAAUUAUCCGCUUCCUCAAUUGAGCAUAACGGUGUUUUGGGAGAAAUACUUAAAGUAGUUUUUGAACCUUCAACGUCCGAAGAUGAACAAUUACCUAAAAUAUAUAAUGAAGCAGAAAAUGAUGGUAAAACUUAUGGCAUUUGUACUAAAUAUCAUUCCAAAUGUGGAAUUAGUGUCUUAGAUAUGGUUUCAUGGAUGGGUAUAUAGCAUUAUUUUUACGUAUUACCCUCAAAACAGAAAAUUCAAGAGGGCUAAAUUGUUUUAGAAAUGUAAUAUCAAUUUUUUUUAAAAGUAAUU